This is a messenger RNA of Ramularia collo-cygni, 795 nucleotides long. RefSeq lists its product as uncharacterized. The transcript has a single exon. Gene Ontology annotation, molecular function: protein kinase activity; ATP binding. Gene Ontology annotation, biological process: protein phosphorylation; Ras protein signal transduction. The coding region runs from base 1 to 795 and encodes 264 amino acids. NCBI's taxonomy places the organism in Eukaryota, Fungi, Ascomycota, Dothideomycetes, Mycosphaerellales, Mycosphaerellaceae. The record is from RefSeq and is a predicted model, not a curated record. Gene Ontology annotation, cellular component: cytoplasm.
AUGCGCCCUCUCGACAGCUUUCCUCGCGGUGUUCAGAGCCAAGUCGCCUGUUCGGCAUCGAAUAUCAUCGGGCUUAUGGAAGAUGGUUGCUCUGUUCUCAAAUAUCCGCGAUCGCCUGAUCAAGAUCAAUAUGCACACACAGCUCUACGGGAAGAAGCCAACCGCUAUACCUGCCUUGGCCGACACGACAACCUAGUCACUUUUAAAGCAAUAACCGAUGAUGGCCUGAUUAUUGAAUACUGUGAAAGAGGAGCACUAUACGACACAAUUCACGUCCUAAGCGAAGGCCAAAAGAUAUGCAUUGGAGCUCAGAUCGCUCGUGGCCUGGCUUAUCUACACGCGCAAAACUUUAUCCACUGUGAUCUUAACGUCCGGAAUAUUUUUAUGACAUCUGAUUUUACAGCUAAGAUUGGAGACCUUCAGGGCCAGCUUAGUAGGCCUGAUGGUACUAUUGAGAUGCCAGCCAUGACCGAAAAUAAUGUCAAAUCGCGUCUCCCGGGAUCAGAUGGCAUCUUCUCGGCGGAAACGGACAUCUUUGCCUUGGGAACACUGUUGUACCAUGUCUGGUAUGGACAUCCGCCGUACCCUGAGCUGGACGAGUUCACAGAUGAGGCUGAGAUCGAGUCAAAGUAUCGCAAAGGAGACUUUCCUGUCAUCACUACGAAUGUCAUCAGCGUGGACAAGAUCAUCUACAAGUGCUGGACUUUAGCAUACGCCAAUGCAAGGGAGAUAUUGGAUGAUUUCACUCUCCUGGGCAAUUCGCCAAACUUUAGUAGUGUAAGGGAAGCACCCUAA